CGCGACACGAUGUCCGACGGAACCCUCACCGAGCGUGAGCGUCUCGUCUACUCGGCGAAGCUCGCGGAGCAGGCCGAGCGCUACGACGAGAUGGUCGAGUCCAUGAAGGCCCUGUGCAAGCUCGACGCCGUGGAGCUCUCGAUCGAGGAGCGCAACCUGCUGUCCGUCGGGUACAAGAACGUCAUCGGCGCGCGGCGUGCGUCGUGGCGCAUCCUGUCCUCAAACGAGGACAAGGAACGCGUGAAGAACCACGAGGCGAACAGCGCGCAGAUCAAGUCGUACCGCGGGAGAGUAGAGAAGGAGCUGAACGACAUCUGCGGAGAGAUUCUCAGCAUCCUGGACAAUAACCUCAUCACCCCGGCGGCGUCGGACGAGAGCAAGGUGUUCUACCACAAGAUGAAGGGCGAUUACUACCGUUACCUCGCGGAGUUUCUCGCCUCGGACGAGCGCGCCAGGGUCGCCGGGCUCGCCGCGGAGGCGUACGAGCAAGCGAGCGAGAUCGCGCGCGACGACGCCCCGGACAAGGGCUUGCCGCCGACGCACCCGAUUCGCCUGGGCCUCGCGCUCAACUACUCCGUGUUUCACUUCGAGAUUCAGAACAAGCCGCAGCAGGCGUGCGCGCUCGCGAAGCAGGCGUUCGACGACGCCAUCGCGGAGCUGGACACCCUGAGCGAGGAGAGCUACAAGGACAGCACGCUCAUCAUGCAGCUUCUGAGGGACAACUUGACGCUCUGGACGAGCGACAUCACGGACGGCGACGAAGGCGACGGGGAGGAGUGAGAUGGAGACGGAUACGGGAGAUGGAGGGCGAGAGGAGAGGCAUUUCAACACGAGAGGAGAGCGGAGAAAAUCGUGGAUGGAUAGGAUAGUCGGGUGCGGGACGCGACGAGGCAGGCGAGCGCUUGUUGUGCGUGCAUGUGUAUAGAGCGCAUGUGAAAAAAAAGAAAAUCAAAAUCGAAUC
Micromonas pusilla CCMP1545 is the source of this 961-nucleotide messenger RNA. RefSeq lists its product as uncharacterized. The transcript has 3 exons. Gene Ontology annotation, cellular component: cytoplasm. Lineage: Eukaryota; Viridiplantae; Chlorophyta; Mamiellophyceae; Mamiellales; Mamiellaceae. Gene Ontology annotation, biological process: signal transduction; intracellular protein localization. The coding region runs from base 10 to 780 and encodes 256 amino acids. The record is from RefSeq and is a predicted model, not a curated record.